This is a messenger RNA of Megalops cyprinoides (Indo-Pacific tarpon), 443 nucleotides long. Its product is annotated as retinoid-binding protein 7-like. The transcript is spliced from 4 exons. Gene Ontology annotation, cellular component: cytosol; nucleus. Lineage: Eukaryota; Metazoa; Chordata; Actinopteri; Elopiformes; Megalopidae. The coding region runs from base 33 to 443 and encodes 136 amino acids. Gene Ontology annotation, molecular function: fatty acid binding. Gene Ontology annotation, biological process: fatty acid transport. The record is from RefSeq and is a predicted model, not a curated record.
UUAGCAAUUAUUGUAUUCAGUAAUAUAGCAACAUGCCUGUGAGUAUCUGUGGUACCUGGGAAAUGGUCAGCAAUGUCAACUUUGAUGGAUACAUGAUUGCCCUGGGGAUCAGCCCCACCACGCGGAAGAUCGCCCUCAAGCUCAAACACAGGAAGGUGGUGGAGCAGAGAGGGGAUGUCUACGUGGUGAAGACCAUGAGCACGCUGAGGAACUACACUAUCUCCUUCAGGCUGGACGAGGAGUUCCAUGAGUUCACCAAGGGCCUGGACGAGAGGAACUGCAAGUCACUGGUUACCUGGCAGGACAACAAGCUGGUGUGCAUGCAGAAGGGCGAGAAGAAGAACCGGGGCUGGGCACACUGGGUGGAGGACGACAAACUUCACCUGAUAUCUAUGCACUGUGAAGAUCAAGUCUGCAAGCAAGUUUUCAAAAAGAAUGCUUGA